UUGAAUUAUUUAUUCAUUUUUUUGAUAUACUUUGAUGUGAUUAUAACGAGAUCGGGAGGAAAGGAAAGCAAUUUUUUUGGAUUUUAAAUGAGAGGACUUUCAAAGUGAUUUCAGAUAUGAUGGUUCGGCAAAUUUUCUAUCUUUUGUGGGUGCUUCAACAUGGAGCCGAUUGUAUUUCAUUUUCCAAAACACCUUCAAACCCAGCCCUCGGAACUCUUGGAAAAUCAGUUUUGUUACCAUGGGAAUAUCCUUCCAAUGCAGAAAUGUCGUCUAUUACGUGGCGUCGAACGGAAGAGGACAACACUGCGAUUGCAACUAUCAUGAUAUUGUCAUCCAAUCAACCUGUUAAUAUAUAUUCUGCAUACAGAAAUCGUGUUACGUACAAUGGAAGUGCCAGAAUCAUCUUCCACGAUUUAAAGCUUUCCGAUGAAGGGCUAAUUUCCUGCACGGUUGAUUUCUCCAACGGCAGUACUUUAUAUCACAAAACUUUGCUUCAAGUUGGCACGGCUCCGCACUUUACAACCGUUCCUUCGCAAUCUUUUGUAUCAGAGAAAGAAAAUGUUUCGAUUGAGUGUACAAGCAUAGCAAAACCGCAGCCAGCGAUAAAUUGGUAUGACAAAAAUAACACAAUGCUUAGCACCAGUACCAAAUAUGUUUUGGUCAGCGGUAUUGUUAAGACUAUUGAUGAAGAAAUCCAAAUUAAAAGCACUUUGACCAUCAUUAAUGCUGGAAUAGAGGAUGCCGGGAAAUAUAAAUGCAAAUCUUUUAACGAUAUUUCUGCAGACGAAGCUGACACAACAUUGACGGUUUAUUAUAAACCAAUCAACACGAUGAUAACACUACAAUUUGCAAGUCGUCUCGAAGGAGAAUCGAAUGAUAUUAGAUGUAGCGCUGAUGCUGAGCCAUCCAUUAUCUAUUAUGAAAUUUAUCGUGGUGACUCGCUUUUAUCAAACUCAACCAGCGGUAUUGCCUCUAUUAUUUCUGUGAAAAAUUAUCACGAGGGAAUGUAUAGAUGUUUACCGAGAAAUUGGGUUGGAGUUGGAACUGAAGCGCAAGAUGAUAUGAUAGUUAAUGUUGCACCUGUCCUCUUCGAUACAAACUUGGAUGUGAUCACGGUCAAAGAAAAAGAUGGAGUGUUGAUAACUUGCAAGUUUUUUGGUGACCCAAAACCAGUUGUGAUUUGGAAGAAGUAUAACGGUGGAAACGAUGACCACAUACACGAAGUUACAAAGACAUCCUUUUCCAACUCAACCUUGUUCCAGGUAGAAUCUGAUGUAAGGAUUGACCAAACGAAAAAAUCUGAUUAUGGAGACUAUUCUUGUCAAGCUAAAAACGACUAUGGUACUGUUGUGAAGAAUAUUUCACUAGUUGUGCAAUAUCCACCAACUAUUGUGCGCCACACGUUGCCGCACCUUAAGUUCUCCAUCAAUGAAAGUGGCAGUGAUACUGUCGACUGUGUGUCACGUGGUUGGCCUAAACCAAUCAUGAAAUGGUAUCGAGAUGUUGCGGAAAUUAGUAACAUAAAACACACUAUUUUCACAAGCGUUGAAGAAACGGGAGCAAACUACGUUGAAGUGCGGAGUGUCCUUGAGUUAAAAUCAGUUACCAAGCAUGAUGCUGGCGUGAUUCGAUGUGAAGCUAGCAAUGCGGCUGGGUCAGCGAGUCAUAAUACAACUCUUAAUGUGUACUAUAAGCCUGAGAUAACAGCUCAAAUGGACGAAAAAACAUACGUGAACUUACAAACUGGAUUGACAUUAUCGUGUGUUUCAAAAAGUAUUGAACAGUCUGUCUUUAAAUGGUACAAGAAUAAUCAACAAAUCAUCUCAGGUCAAGACAACAGCCAAAUAGUUGAGCAAAAAUUACCCUCGCAACCCUAUGUUUCAAGUUUUCUCACGGUUAAUCCUGUCACGAGUGGCGAUUCCAAUUCUGUGUUCAAAUGUACGGCGACAAAUAGCCAAGGAGCAGAUAGCAGAUCAACCUUAGUGAGUGUGUAUUUUGGUCCAGUGAUAAACAGUUUUCCUGGUCCCUCCAUCAUCACAAGUGAAUUCAAAUGGAACUAUCAAAUCUCAUGUGUGAUACAAGCCAAUCCGAAACCGACAAUCACGUGGCUAAAAGAGAAUCAACCAAUUAGCGACAGUUUAAACUAUAAGCUUAUUGAGGUGGUUGUCACAGCAACACCAGAACUAACCAUUAUGAAUAGCACUUUGAUCAUAAAAGAGGUACAGAGGACGGACUUUGGGAAUUGGACAUGUCGUGGGAGCAACACGAUAGUUGGUGGGCAAUUUAGUCAAACUGAACGCUUGACACAAUUGACAGUGACAUAUGAUCCACGAUUUGAGUUUAUAUCACCAAAUCCAUUCCGAGUUAAUCACACUGACACAGUUAUAUUUAUAUGUCGCGUCAAAGCCUCGCCGAAACCAUUUGUCUGGUGGGUAGUGCCUUCGACUAUUUUGAAAGAUAACCGUUUGACCUAUUCGACAUCAACCAUUGUGGAUAAAACAGAAUUUGGAUCCGUUGAAGCAAAGUUGACAAUCACAAAUAUUGGCAAAAGAGAUUAUGGAGACUUUUUCUGUCGCACCAACAAUACGUUGACCUCAACGACAAGGCUUUCAAAACUUAUUGUACAAUACAAACCCGGUGUCAAAGUCCAUUUUACAGAAAACAAUUACGUAGUAUCUGAAAAUUCAAUUUCCAAGAUGGAAAUUACAGUGGAUUCAAAUCCGGAAGCUAAGAUAGAAUGGUUUAAAGGAAAUGGAACAGCUUUCAAAAAAAUCACAAAAAAUAUUCAGCUCCAAACAGUUGUUGUGAUUAAAGAUUUUGAACACAAGUAUAUUAGCCGUCUACGCUUUCCAGGUGGUGUAAAAAGAACAGACCAGGGAUGGUAUCUUAUUAGAACGAAGAAUUUGUUGGGAGAAGUUGAAAAGAGGACCUACUUGAAUGUUCAAUGGAAACCACAAGCAGAGACAAAGCUCGGUAAAACACAAGAAGUGACGUACCAUGAGUCACCAUCAGUGCAAUGUCGUUUCCUGAGUAAUCCAAACAUUUCUAUUCUUUGGUACAAAGAUGGCGCAUUCAUUACAAAUAAACAAUAUGACACCACGCGGUUGCAUGAAAAUGUCUCGCUUACCCUUACCCAAAGUACGUUAACUUUUAUAAAAGCUGGCAGAAAUGAUCGAGCAAAUUAUACAUGUAAGGCGAAAAAUCUGUUGGGCACUGCAGAACAAUGGAGAUAUUUGAACGUUUUAUACCCACCUGUUCUCGAAGUCGCAUCUAAAAAUAUGCUGAUUGACUUGAACAAACCCGUCACAUUCAGCUGUCAAUCUGACGCAAAUCCAGCCGUCACCACGUACUUAUGGAAGAAGAACAACGUCACCUUAAACUACAAUUUUGAUCGAUACAAUAUUUUGAAAGCAAACAAAAACACAGCUGGAAAUUAUUCGUGCACACCUGCAAAUAAACUUGGAAAUGGAUCAACUGUUACAUAUGCCGUAACCAUAAGAAUUCCACCUACAUUCACUCAACCAGCUACAUGUAACAGGGUUAAAGUAACCAAUGGUGGUACAGAUUAUUUUUCUUGCACUUGUCAAGGAACUGGUUUUCCUCAACCGGAAAUAUAUUGGACCAGAUAUCCAACCAACCACCAUCUAUCGAAUACGUCCGUUCUCAACUUCACUGUAAUCGCUGCAAAUGAUGGAACGUAUUAUUGUCACCUAAAAAAUUCAAAAUCUGAAAUAACAUCAUCCGUACAAAUAACAACGUUUGUUCGGGCGGUAGGCGAAUGGACAUUGUGGGGUACAUGUAACGCCACAUGCGGAAACGGACAGCGAAGUCGUACAAGAUCCUGCAAUGUACCUCCUUGUACAGACACACUAAAACAAUUGUCGAACUGUGUUGGUAGCUGUUCUGAUGCGCAAAAUAAAGACGAAGAAAAUACAUGGUUAUACGCUUUGUACGCACUUGUACCAUGCGCUGUGUUGCUGUUGAUUCUGGCUAUCAUAUGGAUUGCACGUUGGAAACGAGGAAAUGUUGAGCACCAAACAUAGGUGACGGUAAACAUUCUAGCUACGUUCUAGCGUUCUAGCUGCUUAUCAAAAUAAUUGCAGCUAAUUGAAACACGCAAGUAAACAAGACGCUGUAUUAAAAGAACCGAUCUGAUUGGACGAAUUGAAGAGUCUUCAUUAAUUUAAUUGGAUAAAUCAAAAUGCGCGGUAGCUAAUUGGAAAAAAAUGAAUUUAAAAUGCGGAGCGGAAAA
This is a messenger RNA of Hydractinia symbiolongicarpus, 4252 nucleotides long. RefSeq names its product hemicentin-1-like. Lineage: Eukaryota; Metazoa; Cnidaria; Hydrozoa; Anthoathecata; Hydractiniidae. The record is from RefSeq and is a predicted model, not a curated record. The transcript has 19 exons. Bases 117 to 4043 code for a protein of 1308 amino acids.